Fusarium poae is the source of this 1275-nucleotide messenger RNA. RefSeq lists its product as uncharacterized. The transcript is spliced from 7 exons. Lineage: Eukaryota; Fungi; Ascomycota; Sordariomycetes; Hypocreales; Nectriaceae. The record is from RefSeq and is a predicted model, not a curated record. The coding region runs from base 1 to 1275 and encodes 424 amino acids.
AUGCCUUACCCAGUGACGAACGGCGUCACAACCUUUUUACCGCCGCCUGAAGGUUAUGUGGUAGAUUUUGACAACCCUCAGAAGCAAGAUGCCAUCGAACAUUAUCUCGUAUUCGCCAUUCUAGGACCAUUUGCCUUCUUGUUUCUGUUGCAGAGACUCUAUACGAAGUACUUUAUUCUGGGAAGCUUGAAGAUCGAUGAUGCUCUGAUUGUAGUUGCUUGGAUCUGCUCGCUUGUCAUGCAGUCGGUUCAGAUAUGGUCCAUCUCCAUCGGAGGUCUUUGCCAUCACGCAUGGGAAAUGCCAAUAGAAGUAUUUGAGAAGCAUAUGCUCAGCUCGUACAUCGCUGCGCCCGUCUUCAUCAUCUGCAAUGGCUGCAGCAAAACGUCUUUGUUGACAUUUUACCUCCAAAUAUCGCCACAAGUGUGGUUCCGUCGAGUCAUCUUUGGAACCAUCACCUUUGUCGUUCUUUACACUCUUAUUAUCUCUACGCUGCUCCUUUUUGGCUGCAACCCUAUUCAAACAGCCUGGGAUCCGUUCCGAUUUGCGAGUGGAAAGUGUGCCGACAAUGCUGUUGUCUACAUCAUCAUCGCUGUGGUCAACAUUAUCUCCGAUCUUAUCCUUUUUGUCAUUCCCAUACCCAUGAUUAUUCAACUGAAGAUGCCUUUGGGACAAAAGAUUGGAGUGGGCAUUAUGUUUGGCAUCGCCACCAUAACAGUCGCAACGUCAAUCAUUCGAAUGAUCUACCUCCCCGCCCUUCUCGGAGCACUCGACAUCCCCUGGGUUGCUGCCCCCGCCAACGUCUGGUCCAUCGCUGAAGCUAAUCUCUUCAUCGUUUGUGGCUCAAUGCCUACACUACGCAAGUUCUUCAAGCGUAUUGCACCAAAGUGGAUGGGCUCCUCACCUACACCUGAAGAAGCUGUUGUGAUUGAGUCUGUAUCAGAUCAGUCUUCUCGAUUUGGAUUAGACAAGACGAAGAAGAAAAAGCAUACAGGAUAUUCGCAAUUUGAUACGUUGGAGUUGGGAAACUAUCCUGAGACUGUCAGUCAGGAAACGCAAGUGGUCGCUGUUAAGAGCGACGAAGGGGAGUUGGGGAAUGUUUUAUAUAACACGAGUGAGGAGGCGAUUCUACAGCAGAGCGCGAUUGCAUACACGAAGUCGUUUGAGUCAUGGCUUUUUGCAAAGUAUACUUCUUCUUUUGCAUAUCAAGAAAUGACCCCCUGUGACGAUGACUUCCUCUUUGACGCAAAUCACCGACACGACGAGGGCAACGACUAG